AACAUCACUGAAUUCAGACUUUCAGACUCCGCUCACUGGCCCGUCGCUGGCGACAACCCCGCGGACAAGAGCACCCACACGGAGUUCGACAUGGAGGGCGUGUGGCGCGGCAUGGAGGAGUACCGCCGCCUGGGCCUGGCGCGCUCCGUCGGCGUCAGCAACUUCUCGGCCACCAAGAUGGAGCGGCUGCUGGCGCUCGCCGCCGUGCCGCCGGCCGUGAACCAGGUGGAGCUCAACGUGGGGUGGAGGCAGGAGAAGGUGCGGGAGGUCUGCGCGCGGCACGGCGUCGUCGUGGCCGCCUACUCACCGCUGGGCGCGUACGGCGCAUCAUGGGGCUCAGACGCCGUGAUGCACAGCGGCGGCAUGCACGACGUCGCCGCGUACGGCCUCUUCGGCAUGGGGUGUGGCGCGGCCUGGUCGCGCUCGACUCGCGCGCAAUGCGAUGCGAGCACGGCCGGCGUCCACGCUGGCCCUCGUGGACCGUGGUCUCGUCCGAGCCCAUCGCUCCCAGCUGGUACGCCGGCACCGACCGGUCCAUGAUGCUGGGCAACUGCCUCUUGCGCUCCGGAGGGACGAGCCGUUGCCGGGAGCACCGUCAGCAUCUCCAGCAAGCGGUUGCGCGCGGCGUGGAAGGCGUCGGCGGGGCUCUCCAUCGAGAGGAACCCGGCGGUACGCGCAUAGAUGCUGGUCUCCAGCGCGAGGGAGAAGAGAGGCGGCCGGAGGAGCAGCGCGCUACCGGCUGCCAGGUCGGAGGGGCGGCGGCUCGACUCGGACUCUACACAAGAGCUCAGUGCGGAAGUGAGGCUGGAGGAGAGACUGGGCUAGUGGGGUGGUGGGUUCCCAGCGGGCUAAAUGGGACAACCCACUUAUUUCUUCUGUUGUCCAACGGGUGCCCAUCAAGAUGAUUAAGUGGGAUGAGCUUAAUUAGUCCCACUUAUGCCCACUCCCACCUGCAGCCUGACGUGGAGCAGACAAUCUUGAAGCAGAGCACUCCUGAUUAUGGCCUGGCAUUAAAGUUGAAUAUGAUUUUUCUUCGUAUAAUGUUUCAAACUCUUAAGCAAGCAAUUAAUAAGCCUUGUUUUUUUGC
Messenger RNA from Triticum dicoccoides, 1087 nucleotides. Its product is annotated as probable NAD(P)H-dependent oxidoreductase 2. The transcript has a single exon. The coding region runs from base 91 to 540 and encodes 149 amino acids. NCBI's taxonomy places the organism in Eukaryota, Viridiplantae, Streptophyta, Magnoliopsida, Poales, Poaceae. Gene Ontology annotation, molecular function: oxidoreductase activity. The record is from RefSeq and is a predicted model, not a curated record.